GAAGCAGCUUGUCAGGGAUUAUAUCUGUGAAAUGGAUAAACGAGCAUGUGUAUUUUCUAUCCCUUUGUUCUUAGAAUAGAAGAUCCUUGACAACUUUUGUUCAUCAAAAAAUAAAGUAAACGUUACCUGCUGAGCUUACCUGAUGAGCUUAUUUUAUAUUUAAAAUAGUGAUGUGUGAACUUUUAAAAUAGUUCACCGUGUCAAAUUUAUGACGGGAUAUUUCUGCUUUUUUAACCAUUGCUGGUGAAAUUUGAUUUAGGAAACGGUAAUACUUUAGUUCUCUUCACUUUUUUCCCCAAACUUACGUUGGAAAAAUGUGGACCUUUUUGGGCAUCGCGAGCUUCACCUAUAUUUACAAGAAGUGCGAUGCCGUUCUCGGUCACGCGCAUCGCGAGCUCGCGCUGGUGGUGCUUGCGCUGUUCACCGCGUGCCUGCUGCUGUCAUACGCGCGGUACCGCGGCGGAGAUGCGCUGCAGACGACGCUCGAGCUCCUGUCGUCGCUGCCGCUCGCGAGGCGACUUUUCCGCGUCAAAGAAGAACAAGAAGGAGGCUCCUUCGCUGAAAAGGUGUGUAGUCAAACAAAGGAGGUGGAACAAAUGGACUCAGAUUGUAGAGAGAAGGUGGCAGCAUGUGACCCCUCGCAGGAAGCCGACAUCAUCAUCGUGGGGGCUGGUGUGCUAGGCUCUGCCAUGGCUGCCGUGCUGGCACGAGACGGCCGCAAGGUUACCGUGGUGGAGAGAGAUCUGCAUGAGCCGGACAGAAUUGUGGGCGAGCUGUUGCAACCGGGGGGAUACUGUGCCCUCAAAGAUCUUGGGCUGGAAGGUUCAGUAGAGGGUUUGGAUGCCCACGUUGUAAACGGCUACGUGAUCCACGACCUGGAGAGCCGCACGGAGGUGGAGAUCCCAUACCCAAAGGAGGACAAUGUAGUCCAGGGUGGGAGAGCUUUCCACCAUGGGCGCUUCAUCAUGGGCCUGCGGCGGGCUGCCAUGGCUGAGACAAAUGCAAAGUUGAUUGAAGGCACAGUAACCAGCCUGCUGGAGCACAAUGGACGCAUCAUAGGAAUCCAGUACAGGGUGAAGGAAACUGGGGAAGUGAAGGAGAUUCACGCCCCACUAACUGUGGUGGCCGAUGGCUGUUUCUCCAAGUUCAGGAAAAACCUUGUGUCUAAUAAAGUAAAAAUUUCUUCACACUUUGUGGGAUGCAUAAUGAAGGAUUGUCCGCAGUUUAAGCCUCACCAUGCUGAACUUGUGCUGGCUAAUCCUAGCCCUGUGCUCAUUUACCAGAUCUCCUCCUCGGAAACCAGGGUUCUGGUUGACAUCCGAGGGGAGAUGCCCAGAAACCUUAGGGAAUACAUGGAGGAGAAGAUCUACCCACAGCUGCCAGAGCACAUCAAAGGGCCUUUCCUAAAUGCUCUGCAGAACGAUCGCCUGAGGACCAUGCCAGCUAGCUUUCUCCCACCUUCUCCUGUAAACAAAGCAGGAGUCCUCCUUUUAGGGGAUGCUUACAACAUGAGACACCCCCUGACUGGAGGAGGAAUGAGUGUUGUCCUCAACGAUGUUAAGAUAUGGAGAGGGCUUCUGGGGAACAUCCCUGACCUCUACGAUCAAGGCGGCAUGAAGCAGGCCAAGAAGAGGUUCCACUGGGAGCGGAAGUCAUCGCAUUCGUUUGUGGUCAACGUACUGGCACAAGCUCUUUAUGAACUGUUUGCUGCCACAGACAAUUCGCUACACCAGUUGAGGAAGGCCUGCUUCCAUUACUUCAAACUUGGUGGAGAGUGUGUUUCUGGGCCUGUUGGACUCUUGUCAGUCCUGACGCCCAAACCCAUGACCCUGAUCGGGAAUUUCUUCGCUGUGGCCUUGUACGCCAUCUACUUCCGCUUCAAGUCUGAGUCCUGGCUGACGAUGCCGCGAGCGUUAUUGCACAGCGGCGAAAUCCUGUACCGCGCCUGUACGGUCAUGUUCCCCCUCAUCUAUUCUGAGCUCAAGUACCUGGUGUACUGAGGGACACACAGCCAAUCCAGAUGCGUGACGCCUUACUCCUUACUGUCCUCAACAAGUUUGUUGACUCUUGUUGACAAACUGGUAGAAAGAUCCAAGAGCACAAGGUUUAGUUUAGUCAAAUUUUUUGCGCCUGCUAACAGACGUGACGACUGCAGAGUAUUCAGUGGCCUUACAUGUACAUCAAAGGCCUUGACCAACAGUAAACAUAGAAAUCUGCCUUUCAGUUGCUUAGAUGAUGCUUUCUGCCUUUUCUGCCACGUGUUCCCAAGUCUUUACUUACUGUGAUAACUGGUCUGUGCCAACACUGGCAGAACACUAUUAACACACUAAACAUGGCUACUCAAAUUUUAUAUGUAUUUGUCAAACCACCAUGCUGCUAAAAUUUGUAAUUCUUGUAGAAACAUUAACCAAAAAAAAAAAAUUGGCGGGAUGACAAUGCUCAUUCAUUACGCCUUAUUUGAGGCCUUUUAAAAUUUCCUCUUGUAGUGAAGUCUUAAGUCACUAAAAUAGGGCGGUUUUCGGUAUAAUGGAGUAAAAACUACAAUAUGUUGCUAGCUUUUCUAUACAAACUGACAUUUUCACUUGUUAAAUAUUACCACAGUGAAAUCUUUUAAAGUACACAGCUUUCUGAUACGUUCAGUAAUGUUUUUAUACAACUGGCUGAAGUGUUAAUAUUUAUGUACAUACUAAAUUUGUAAAGUGUACUUGUAUUCCUCUUUAUCACAUGUAACAUGAUGGUUGUUGGACUUUAAAAUGCAUUUUUCUUGUGUAUUGAAAAUGUCAACACUAUUGUGAGAGUUUUACAGUGGGAACCAUGUACUCUUAAAAGUGGAAUAAUUUAGAUUUUUGGAUGAUUUCUUUUGCUAAAUGGCUAACAGUCCAUGCACUGUGUGUGCAUUUGACUUGAGGAGAAACCUGUUGAAAGGUGAAGGCAGAUUCAUUUUUGUGAACCGCACCAUUUUCCUGACCAACAGCCUUAAUAACAAUAGCAAAAUGCAUUAAUGAAGGAGCCCCGAAUUGGUGGGUCGGCAGUCAUGGCAACAGAAACAGGAUGUUAUGGACCACUGAGGGAGAACUUGACCUUGGACACACAACAUGGAUUUGCAUUAAUACAAAUGUACAGCCCUGCACGUCAGGUCAAGGUGAAGCGUAUGUGGCCUGUAGAAACCAAGAAUAAAACCUUAACUGAUCACCAAUAUUUGUCUUUGGAAAAGGGAAUGUAUUUUUUUUGUAAAUGCAAAUCGGUAAUGUAAUAAUA
Scleropages formosus (Asian bonytongue) is the source of this 3258-nucleotide messenger RNA. RefSeq names its product squalene epoxidase a (gene sqlea). The record is from RefSeq and is a predicted model, not a curated record. Gene Ontology annotation, molecular function: flavin adenine dinucleotide binding; squalene monooxygenase activity. The transcript is spliced from 11 exons. The coding region runs from base 315 to 2000 and encodes 561 amino acids. Gene Ontology annotation, biological process: sterol biosynthetic process; cholesterol metabolic process. NCBI's taxonomy places the organism in Eukaryota, Metazoa, Chordata, Actinopteri, Osteoglossiformes, Osteoglossidae. Gene Ontology annotation, cellular component: endoplasmic reticulum; membrane.